Talaromyces stipitatus ATCC 10500 is the source of this 903-nucleotide messenger RNA. Its product is annotated as esterase, putative. NCBI's taxonomy places the organism in Eukaryota, Fungi, Ascomycota, Eurotiomycetes, Eurotiales, Trichocomaceae. Gene Ontology annotation, biological process: proteolysis. Gene Ontology annotation, molecular function: feruloyl esterase activity; serine-type peptidase activity. The coding region runs from base 1 to 903 and encodes 300 amino acids. The record is from RefSeq and is a predicted model, not a curated record. The transcript has 2 exons.
AUGACUGUGAUGGGCGAGCAGUCAUCACCGAGCAGUGUCUCUUCUGGAUGCGGAAAGACAUUGACACUGCAUAGCGGUACAUAUACGACCACUGUCAAUGGACAACAACGCCAGUACACACUGACGCUCCCCCAGGGCUACAAUCCCAGUGAGCCCUACAAGUUGAUAUUUGGAUACCACUGGCUUGGUGGGACAAUGCAGGAUGUCGUCAGCGGAUCAUAUUACGGCAUACAACCGCUUGCCGGAAACAGUGCCGUAUUUGUGGCUCCUCAGGGCUUAAACAAUGGGUGGGGAAACUCAGGAGGUGAAGAUAUAACAUUCACUGACCAGAUGUUGUCGACUCUCGAAGAUGCUCUAUGCAUUGACAAAACCCAAGUCUAUUCUAUGGGCUGGAGUUACGGCGGUGCUAUGUCUUAUGCACUAGCAUGUGCACGUCCUAAUGUCUUCCGCGCUGUUGCUGUCAUGUCCGGGGCAAAUCUCAGCGGCUGCAGCCCGGGCACACAGCCUGUUGCGUAUUAUGCGCAGCACGGUGUCAGUGAUAGUGUCCUACCUUUCACUUUAGGCGAACAGAUAAGAGACACAUUUGUCAAGGACAAUGCCUGUACCGCAACAAAUCCUCCUGCGCCUGCUGCUGGCAGUGGCACCCAUAUCAAAACAGAGUAUUCAGGGUGCUCAUCAGGCCACCCAGUGUGGUGGGUGGCAUUCGACGGGCCCCAUGAACCUCUGGCGACAGAUGCUGGCGCAAGUUCUUCUUGGACUCCAGGACAGAUAUGGAGUUUUUUCUCGCAAUUCAGCCUCUUCAAAUACGCCAGCGAAAUCUUCAAGGAAGUUUUGAUGGGAGUCGAAAGGAUGGAGAACCUCGGAAUACUGGCUAUUUGGUCUUUAAAUACUUUGUACCUAUAG